GCGUUCCUUUGAAGAAUCAACUCACGGCAUUGACGCAAGGACGCGACAAGUCCACUUGAUUCGCUGACGAAUAUCCAUCUAUCUGACGCCGUUUUAUGGUGACAUUUACGGUCUCUUCUCAAUUCGAAGAAAACACGUGCUUCAAUGCCAAGUCACAACCCUCAAAGCCGAAGGUGGGGGGAGGGAAGGAGAGCCCGGAACGACGAGUCGACGACGACGACCAGAGCCCUAAACGUCUCUCCCGAAGGUCGCCAUUAAUGGCGGCGAGAACGACCAAGGUCAAAGGUCCCGCUUCUACGCCUGGGCGGACGACCGCAAGGGUUUGGCUCUACCUGGCACUCCUCACCCUGCAGUAUGGAGCUCAGCCUUUGAUCUCCAAACGGUUCACCGGACCAAAAGUUAUUGUGACUUCAUCUGUUUUGGCAUGUGAAGUAGCAAAGGUUAUAUGUGCCGUUUUUCUCAUAACAAAAGAUGGUAGUUUGAAGAAACUAUACAAGGAGUGGACACUGGUUGGCUCUUUGACUGCUUCAGGGCUUCCAGCAGCUAUUUAUGCAGUGCAAAAUAGUUUGCUGCAGAUUUCUUACAAAAAUCUUGAUUCACUCACAUUCUCAAUCCUGAACCAGACAAAGUUAUUUUUCACAGCUUUAUUUACGUACAUAAUAUUGAGGCAAAAGCAAUCAGUUCAACAAAUUGGGGCCCUUUUCUUGUUAAUAAUUGCUGCUAUUCUUCUGAGCAUUGGUGAAGGUUCUAGUAAAGGUUCCAGUGAUGGGAACCCUGACCAAAUUUUAUUUUAUGGAAUUGUUCCUGUCUUGGUUGCUUCUGUACUUUCAGGUCUGGCUUCUGCUCUGUGUCAGUGGGCGUCUCAGGUUAAAAAACACACAUCAUACUUGAUGACUGUAGAAAUGUCUAUUGUUGGAAGCUUGUGCUUAAUGGCUAGUAUGUAUAAGUCCCCUGAUGGAGAAGCUAUCAGAAGGCAUGGGUUCUUUUAUGGUUGGACUCCGCUAACUUUGAUACCCAUUAUAAGCAAUGCCUUGGGUGGAAUUCUUGUUGGCCUCGUUACGACCUAUGCUGGUGGUGUUCGAAAGGGUUUCGUCAUUGUUUCGGCCUUACUUGUCACAGCGUUGCUGCAGUUUAUUUUCGACGGGAAGCCACCUUCGUUCUACUGUCUUGUGGCUCUUCCAAUUGUGACCAGUAGCAUUUCAGUAUACCAGAAGUACCCUUACCAAGUUAAAAAGAAGGAAGCUUAAACUGUAUACUUGAGAACAAUUAGGUGAUUUAAAUACGUCUGUAGCCACAAUUGGUACAAGUUUCAUUUUAUUCGUUACUGAAAAUUUUUGUGUACCAAAAUUACUUAGCAGUGAAGGGAAUUCAUGAGGCAUGCAUGCUUGCUCUUGUCAAA
Molecule: messenger RNA, 1399 nt
Organism: Malania oleifera
Lineage: Eukaryota; Viridiplantae; Streptophyta; Magnoliopsida; Santalales; Ximeniaceae
Product: UDP-N-acetylglucosamine transporter ROCK1
Exons: 7
Coding region: 96-1247 (383 amino acids)
Biological process (GO): pyrimidine nucleotide-sugar transmembrane transport
Cellular component (GO): Golgi membrane
Molecular function (GO): pyrimidine nucleotide-sugar transmembrane transporter activity
Source: RefSeq, a predicted model, not a curated record